AUGCCCUUCCGCCGCGAUGACCUCAAUCUCUACCAAAACCUCGAGGCCCCGAGCUACUUCUGGCGCGGUGCCUCAUACCAGACAAUCCUCGCCGUCGCCACCCUGUCGCGUCUGUUCCUCUACACGCUCAACAAAACCGAAGUCCAUGGCCUACCUCGUUUUCUCGACCUCUUGAAAUCGCGCGUCGACUACAGAACGCGUCGCCGCGGACUGUUGACCGUCUCGAACCACAUCUCGGUCCUCGACGAGCCCUUGAUAUGGGGCGUCCUCCCCAUCUCCUUCGCCGCCUUCCACGGCUACAUGAACCACCGCUGGAGCUUGGGUAGUCAUGACAUCUGCUUUAAAAAUGCCUUUACCUCUCACUUCUUCACGCUGGGACAGGUCCUCCCCAUCCACCGUGGCGCACACUCCCCUUUCGGCGGACCCUACCAGGCUACCAUGACCGAAGCUGUCCGCCUCCUGUCCAAGAUCUCGGCGAAAAGCCAAUCGCUCUGUCCGCUGAGCAACCCGCGCUUUCACAAGGAUUGGCAACCUCCUCAGUGGCCCUGGGAUUGCGUGGAUCCGUUCUCCGACGUCUCUCCUCCGCCCUCCUACCCGUCUCAGCCCUCCGAUGCGAGAUGGUACCUCGCCCCCUCCCGCUACGCAAGCAACUCUUACAGCUGGGUACAUAUCUUUCCCGAGGGGAUGAUCCAUCAAGCCACUGACAACACAAUGCGCUAUUUUAAGUGGGGUGUGGCGCGACUCAUUCUCGAGCCGCCAGAGUGCCCCGACGUGGUGCCCAUGUUCAUCGAAGGGACCGAUCAGGUCAUGCACGAAAGCCGGUCAUUUCCACGCUUCGUGCCCCGGAUCGGGAAGAGAAUCUCUCUGACGAUCGGGCGCCAAUUGGAUGUCGAGGCCGUCUUUGGCGACUUGCGCAAGCGCUGGAGAGAUCUGGCGGACCGGCAUGCCCGUGAAGCCGGACUGCCUAGAUGGGACGAGAUGAUCUUAGGCCUUGUGCCGGAGAACUUGGCGAAUCACCCCGAGGCCGUGGAAUUGAGAAUGGAGUGUGCAAAACGUGUCCGUGACGCGGUUCUCGAGGUCAGAAGGUCAAGGGGUUGGCCGGAUGAAGACCCAAAGAACGGAGUGGUUGAGACCUGGGCGAGAGAGGGACCGAAGCGUGAAGGGCUGAUGGAUGAUGGCACUUGGGUCAAAGAUGCCUAG
Cladophialophora psammophila CBS 110553 is the source of this 1200-nucleotide messenger RNA. RefSeq lists its product as uncharacterized. Gene Ontology annotation, molecular function: 1-acylglycerophosphocholine O-acyltransferase activity. The record is from RefSeq and is a predicted model, not a curated record. The transcript has a single exon. Bases 1 to 1200 code for a protein of 399 amino acids. Gene Ontology annotation, cellular component: mitochondrial membrane. Gene Ontology annotation, biological process: inner mitochondrial membrane organization; cardiolipin acyl-chain remodeling. NCBI's taxonomy places the organism in Eukaryota, Fungi, Ascomycota, Eurotiomycetes, Chaetothyriales, Herpotrichiellaceae.